Musa acuminata AAA Group (dessert banana) is the source of this 2183-nucleotide messenger RNA. RefSeq lists its product as uncharacterized. The record is from RefSeq and is a predicted model, not a curated record. Bases 29 to 1978 code for a protein of 649 amino acids. NCBI's taxonomy places the organism in Eukaryota, Viridiplantae, Streptophyta, Magnoliopsida, Zingiberales, Musaceae. The transcript has a single exon.
GCCUCCUCCGGCCCUUCGAUCUGGGACGAUGGCCAGGAAGAAGACGUCCGCGGCGGCGCCGCUGCCCAAACAGCCCUCGUCCGAUACGUUGGAGAACCUCAAGGAGCUGAACCGGCUCCUCCUCAAGGAGACGAUGGAGCGGCGGGAGCAAGUGACCGCGCUCCGGUCGAGCCUCCACCAACUCUCCCAUGACAGCUCCCUCUCCUCCGACCUCGAGCGUCGCUUCACCGGCCUCGUCGUCGCCUCCCGCCUCUCCGAGGUCGCCGCGGAGAUGGCGGCGGCGGAGGCAGCUCUGGUAACUGCGCGGGAGCGGUUGGAGUCGGUCUCCGAGGAGAAAGAUGCCCUCAAGAAGGCUUUAGAUGUUGCUGUGCUGGAGAGAGAUUCCGCCGUGGCGGAUCUCGAUGAAAACAAACGUCAGGCUGAGGCGCGAGUGGCCACCGUCGUUGAGGAAGCCGAUCGGACGAAGUCGGAUCUCGAACAGAGGAAGGCUUAUGUCCGAUCGCUGGAAGAUGAGAACACCACCUUGGAGGAGAAGAUUAAAUCGACGGAAGAAUAUCUGAGAAGCGCUAGUGACCAGUUGCAGUCGAUUAGAGACGAGAAGGGUGAGAUCGAGAUAAAUUUGCGGCAAGCAAUCCAGGAUAGGGACGCGUGCAAAAAGGAUCUCGAUGUCCUGUCAGUGGCACUUCAGACGGCUCAGGAGAAGGUGGAGAAUUCUCAAGCAGCUAAUAUUGCUCUCAGUGAGGAGAUUGCGAUCAUGCAGCGUGACUUCGAGGAAGACAAGACAAAGUUUGUUAAGGAGAUAGCUGGGCUUAAGGAAAGGGCUCACAGCAUUGACUGCAAGAAGGAAGAGCUCGAGCAAGAAAAAACUAUUCUUGAGACCGAGGUUGCUGGUCUGAGGGGGAGGGUUUCUGAGCUCGGGGCCAUCGUGCAGCAAAGGAUAGCAUUGGAAGAGAAGUUGAGUUUGGCAGAGGAAGCUCUCAGGAGAACCAAUGAGCGUUUGGACUUCGUCACCGCAGAGACGGAUGAUGUCAAGAAGGCUCUGAAACAAGCAAUCUCGGAAAGAGAUUUGAGCCAGGUAAAGCUUGCCGAAGAGGAGAAGUUGAAAGCUACCGCAAGGAAGGAGACAGAGAGGUUAACAAAAGAGCUUGGCUUUCUUGAGAAAGAGAAGGAAAGACUGCAGCUUGACAAUGAGGCACAAAAAAGGGACCAUGUAAAGGAGCUUGAUGGUCUGAGGGACACGGUGAAAAAGAUUGAAGAGGAGAAGGAUGAGAUCCACAGAUUGAGAACCGAGCAGAAGGUGGAGAUUGCUAAUCUUCAGAUGGAGGUGGCGAAGCUUCUAUCCAGUGUGUCUGAGCUUCAAGAGUUGUGCAGGACCAACACCGAGUGCAAUUUACAGCUGCAAGCUGAGAAAGAAUCAGCCUUGAGAGACCUUGAUCUCGAGAAGGCAGGAGUGGAUGGCCUAAGACUGCAGAUCGAGGAGCUAAAGAAGAGCAAGGAUGAUGCCCAUGUUGAGGUCUCGGAAAUUAAGGCAUCACUCAAUUGCCUUAUAGCGGAGAAUAAGAAUAUGAAACUGGAAUUUGAUUCAUUGGAUAAAGAAAAGGCUUCACUGGAAGAGAAACUGGACAAUACAUUACAUGUGGUCGAGGAAAUGGAGGCAAAGGCCAGAACUGCUGAUGAAAACUUUAACAGGGUCCUGUUCCUCUUGAAGGAUAACGCAGAUGUUAUGGAUGGCUUGGGGGAAGGUGAAGAGAAUGGUGUUGGACAGGAAAUUGGCAGUGAAAGGGAGUUGGAUGCCAUCGUGAUGACUCUCAAGAGCAAGGCGGCAAAGACCGAGGACAUGGACAGAGAGAUCAAGGUCUUGCGCGGUGCCAUUGCUGUGGCCGAGAAGAAGGGUGGAGGAGUGUGGACUUGGCUGUAUCCUACUGUUGCUACUUGUAUUGCUGCUAUUUCUUUUGCCUAUGCAACCAAGAGCGGUUAACAUCCGAUUUUACAGAUUAGCAUCUAACAUCGGAAACAAUAAUGUAUUUUGUUGUUCCUCGAUAUCUUUGUCAUGGAGGAAAAAACUUUUAGCUGAAUCUUCAACAAUGUCAAGCAUUUUCUUGCUGCCAUUUGUUUUGCCUACUAAUCUCUGUUGUCAAACAUUUUAUCUUCUAUCGGUGAAACCACUUGUUAUCUUGUUUUAA